Molecule: messenger RNA, 2464 nt
Organism: Hyaloscypha bicolor E
Lineage: Eukaryota; Fungi; Ascomycota; Leotiomycetes; Helotiales; Hyaloscyphaceae
Exons: 2
Coding region: 83-2341 (752 amino acids)
Source: RefSeq, a predicted model, not a curated record
GGAGGGUGACCUUGUAUGCAUUCUCUACGGAUGCAGCGUGCCUGUGAUACUCAGGCUAUUUGGUCCCAAGAAGAAUGAUGUCAUGGAGAGCGAAAUGAAGUGGGAGCUCAAAUUUCUUGCUAAUCAUAUUGGCGAGAGGUAUCACAGUCGUCUAGAGAGACGUGAGACUUUUCGAAAGAAACGCGAAGAGGACAAGGAGACCUACAAGGCUUGGGAGGAGGAGAGACGCAAGGACUGUAAGGAAGAUAAGGGUUGGAGCGAAAAGUGGCCCUUGGUGCGGGCCGGCUUGAUGCGAAUUCAUGAGUUCAGGAUUUGGGUGAUAAAGAAGAAGAAGCUAUCAGAGCUAGGGAACGCAAGGGAUUGCGAUGCUACGGAGGCGGCCAUCCAAGGCUAUGUCAACGUCCUGCUCCCACAGAUAUACGACAUUGCCACCUGGGCUACAGAGAAUGGAUAUACGCACGAGAAUUUCAUGGAUAAACUUCGGGUUUCAAGCAACGAAGCGUCAUUUGGAGAGCCUUUUAAACUGACGGAAGAUCAGAUGAAGUUGUGGGAUCUUUUUCGCGAGGACAAAGAGUGGAGAGUCUGGUUGCAAGAGCAAAACGAGAAGUACCUCAAAAGUGAAGGCUUCCUUGUAUGGUCGGCGAAGGUCUACAAAAAACCAAUUGGUUAUUCUGAUGACCUGAAAGAAGCGGAAUGGAACGAGCCGCCAGCGAACAAGUGGAAGACGGAGUGGGCAGCAGAAAACUCCUGGUUUCUCUGUACUGACUCUUUCAGAGCUUGGCUGAGGGAGAAGUGUAAGUUCUGUGGGUCUGAAGAACUGUUGAAUAAGAAACAAGAGUGGGAGGCCGAUCCAACGUGGGAUAAGAACGAACCCGAAGUCAAAUCGUUCAAUACCUGGAUGAGGAAAAAGGGCCUAGAGAAUCCUGAUCGACAUGAGAGUAUAACAAAUGAGGUUAGAAAGAUAUUUGAGCCAUGGCGAACAGCUUGGCUUUCGGAGAACCCUGAGGCUACUCGUCUGGAAACUUUGCAAGUGGAGCAGACCGAAUGGACGAAAAUAGAAACAGAGCUCAAACAGAAGAUGAACCAGGAAGCUGAAAAGAGAAAAGAGGAAGCACAAAAGCGAGACAAGGAGCGUUUCCUAGAGAGGUGGAGAAGGGGUUGGAAACCUGAAAAGGUCAAUUGGGAAGAAUUCGAAAUCAUGCUCAGCUACGGUCGGCAUUGGGUGAAGCUCAUUAGAAAGGGAAAACGAGACUACUUGAAAGAGUGGUCAGAACCCCAACGAGUUAAACAGCGACAAUUGACACGAACGCGUUAUUUUCUGAAGAAAAGCGGAGAUUGUGCAGUUGAGUACCGCAAUUGGUCAACAUUUGAAGAGACAGCUGGAGCCGACCCGAAUGACCCGAAUGACCUAACUAAUAACACUUCCCCUGAUCUCAAAAUCCACAAUGGGAGGCACAACGCCAUACCCGGUCAAUCUCACGAGGGGCCAACUCAAACAGCCAGUCGCCCUUCACAGCCGUUAUUGCAGGGCUCCAGUAGCCAAAAUAAUUCGAUCGCGCAUGGUGAAUACAAGCAAGAAGCCCUUCAUAAUCCACUAAUCAAUGUUGAGGAUGAGCAAAAUCGACAAGAGAAGCUGUCUCUGAAACGCUCUCAAACCGAUUUAGCGGCAGACAGAACGAAACUCGUGCUACUUCAGGCCAAAGAAGAGCAUCGGGCCGCUACACAGGCCCGAAUAGAAAACGAUCUUGCAAUGUGGCUACGAGAUGCCCCUAGAAUCAUCGGCAAAGAUGGCAAGUUUCACCUCAACUAUACCCGACCCUCCAACGUGGAAAAGAAACGACAGAAAGAACAGAGAGAAAAGGAGAGACUCGAGAUGGAAAAAGAAAACCUUGAUGAACAGCAAGAUAGCCGCAAUGUUGUGCAAAACGGAGGAAUUAACCACGGAGAGCAUGCAGAUGAUGGGAACGCUGAGGGGUUGAAUGAGAAGAAGGGGGGUGAAAUUUUAAAGGGAAAGAUCAAAGAGAAAGGUCACGAAGAAGGUGUACGGGAAGAUAUUGAGCAGGUUGCAGAGAAAGACCAGAAAAAGAGUCAGGAGAUAGGAAUCACAAAGCCGGUUUCUGCUCUUAUCAGGGUAACACAGCGGCUGACUGAGGAGGAGAAAGUCAAAUACACCGAGACCAUCGAGACGAAUUUUACCACCAAAAUGAGCAAAUAUGGGGAAGGGGGUCAGUGGCACUAUGAGGUGAUGGGAGAGUGCUAUGUGUACGGCAUGAUGGACGGCGAGGCUAUGGCGUAUCAAAAUAACCACAGUAUAGCAACGACGGUUUUCGAGAUACGGUGAGCCAUCAGGGGGGGAGGGACUUGGCGAAAUCGUUGUUUCUACAUGGUGAGGGACAUUGUGGUAAUACUUUGAUUAAUUUUGCUAUAGUAAUGCAGCGAAGUUUCGAAAUAAUAUGAGCAAAUA